CGAAAGUACGUUUCCCGCGAACAAGCAUUCGACCAUUCGUUCCGGAAUGCCUAACACAAAGAUCACCCCCAGAUCGAGGGCCAUAUGUCCGCUAUGUAAAGAAGAGGUCGCUGCUGGUGAGAGGUUCGAGCUGCACGUUACACAGUGCGCAACGAGUCCCAAAAGACACGCAUGCUAUGAGUGUGGAAAAGACUACAAGGAACUGGUGUACCUAAAACGUCACGUGAAGCAAACGGGACAUACUCAAGCGCCUUCCGUGGAAAGUGCAAAAACACCCAAAACACUCGGGGACGACACGGUGGGUAGCGACAGCAGUUGGGAUAGCGACCCCGAAGUUGGUGUAGAGGAAGAACCUUGCAUAGAUUUUAACGUAGGAAGAAUAAUCAGGAAACGGACGGCGCCAGAACCAGUCAUGGCUCUUAAGAAGCCGCAUCUGGCCGUGGAGCAGGCAUGCAGCUCCUGGAUCGGAAACGAGGUCAGCCGUGAUCGCCCACUUGAAACUGCCGCUCCAGACCAUAGUUCGAUGAAAAGACAGGUCCCCACGGUGGUUGGCUGUAACGUACAGACCCAGACAGACGAACCUAGGGUAAACAAAUGCGAUGUGUGCGAUAUCACCUCCGGCAACCAGGCCAUGAUGUUCGUACACAAGGGUUGCCAUUGUGUCGACAAUCCUAUGAGAUGUAAUGUCUGCGGUGAAACAUGCCAUGACGCGAUGGGUUUCUAUAUCCACAUAACCAUGGGGCAUACUGCCAAAUGACUUAAACACAUUUAGAACUGUUAGAGUUAGCUGUAUAGUUUAUUGUUACUGUUUCUUGUUCAU
Dreissena polymorpha is the source of this 820-nucleotide messenger RNA. Its product is annotated as protein hunchback-like. Lineage: Eukaryota; Metazoa; Mollusca; Bivalvia; Myida; Dreissenidae. The record is from RefSeq and is a predicted model, not a curated record. Bases 47 to 757 code for a protein of 236 amino acids. The transcript is spliced from 2 exons.